UUGGAUCCAAACAACGGAUUUAUUAUAUAGGAUUUUCAUAGGCCAUGUACGUAACCUUGGCCUUGGACAGUUAUAUAAUAAUACGUGUAGUUUUCACAUUAACCGUCGCCAUCCACUACGAGAAGUUAUUUUUAAGGGUUUAAAACCUUUCCAAAAAUGGGAGAAAAAAAUUGUUUUAAGAAAAGGAUGAAGACGACGAAGGCGAAAGCAAACACAAUCUUGGAGAAGAAACUCGAAGAACUUGAGUGUUUGCUACAAGAAUUUGGUUCUGGCAAUGUUGAUCUUAAUGCAUACCGGGAAUUCGAACUCCGGUUUCUCUUCACGCAUACCCUUUUAUGUGCGGAGAUAUCGUCGGUUAAGGACGAUGAAGACGAAGAGAUGCUCAAACUUCGUUGCAUGGCUAAGAGGUUAACCGAACUUGAAGAGGCUUUCAAGGAAUUGACCAGUUCAAUCAACCAACCGGACAUGCAGAGUUUGGAAAGUGGUGGUGGUGUUGUCAAUGUUGAUGAGACCGGUUUGGUUCGCUCAUUGGUUGAAUCGUUACACGAAGAAUAUCAAGAUGCGUCGUUAGAGGAGAAGUGGGCGAGGAGAAAAACCGAGAAGAUGAAGAAGAAGCGGUUUAGGGGUUUGGUUAGUUUUGGUAUAGUUGGUUUUGUUGCUGGUAUGGUAAGUUUCUAUGGUUAUCUUUAUGAUCAAAUGAAUGAGAAAACAAUUUUUCUCACUCCUACUUAAUUUUAGUAACAUAUUUUUUGUUGUUGUUAUUGAACUACUUGUUAUGAUUAUGAUGGGAACAGUUGAAUUACAAUGAUUAUUAUGUAAUUUUCAAUAGAUUUUGGCUUUCUAUUAAUGUUUU
Molecule: messenger RNA, 853 nt
Organism: Arabidopsis lyrata subsp. lyrata
Lineage: Eukaryota; Viridiplantae; Streptophyta; Magnoliopsida; Brassicales; Brassicaceae
Exons: 1
Coding region: 157-732 (191 amino acids)
Source: RefSeq, a predicted model, not a curated record